AUGCGGAGGUCUGAGAGUGAUAUAUCAGCAGAACUCUUGCUUCGUUUAGAUCGGUUGGAGAGUCUUGUCCAGAAGCAGACUGCAGUGAUCACUACGCUAUCCGAUCGCGUGUUAUCGGAUUAUUCCAAUCGGGAUACGGUGAAUUUUUCGCUUGCUAGUCCUUCCGUGGUAUUCUCACAGACACGAAGACAAAGCCUUCAAUCUAUACCCGGUUCUCUUCACGCCGAUGGCCCUGUGUUGAUGACCCCCGGUAUCGGGCAAGCAUACAUGGAAAACGAUCCAAUUCUUAUUCCAUUAGGUCACCAAACACCAACUGGAAAUCUUUUAGGACUUGAUCCAAUUAGAAAACUUAUUGGUCACUAUUCGCAAGAUUUCUUUUUGUUGCUCGAGUCUGAGCGCAAGAUACCCUUUCUCACACCGCGAACUGCAAUGUCUACGAUUAUUGAGCGGCUGAAUCUAGAUAUACCCGCAACGAAUUUGAUUAUUUCAAAUUUCUUUACGCAUGUACACUCUCAGUUUCCUAUUCUGGAAAAGGAGCCAUUUUUACAGUUGCUCGAGCAGUUCUUAGCUAAUGACCAGAUCGGUGAGAUUGGUGCUGCCCUAUGUCUCACAGUGUUAGCACUGGGGGAGACGUUCUCAAGACAUAACGAUUUGUUUGAUAUGGAAUCAUCUUUGACCGGAAUCGGCGCAGAAUAUUUUGCCCAUGCAUAUCAAAUUUUGAUGGCCGGGCAAACCACACUCUUUUCAAGAGAUCAGACUGUCCCGCUGACAUUCUUCUAUGCGUCCUUAUACUUUCGAUACAGCGGAAGACCACUUCAAGCAUGGCGAUUGAUACAUACAGCCUCUACCGUUGUCCAACUGACUUACUCAUAUCUGAAUGAGAAGAGUGUUCCCUCGAAUAAGCAUGCGUUACUGAACCGAAUUGCUUGGGGCUGUUAUGUUCUUGAAUGCGACGAUCUCGCGGAGUUUCACUUCCCUCGCAGUGGAAUCGAAGUUCUUGUCGAUAGAUUAUCAUUCCCCGAAUUUACAGAUCCAAAUGAGCGAAAUAACCUCAUGUUUCUCGCCAUGUGCUCUAUCCGGAAACUUUUAAAUCGCAUCCAUAACACAAUGUACUCCGCCGAGACACUCAAUCCAGACAAAUCAUCCUACCGAGGAAACUUCACCAAUGGGUCUCGACUAAGCUACGAGCCUUCAAUCGCAUCGCUUGAGGGAGUCAAUAUCGAGCUAAGUCGGCAACUCCAAGCGUGGUUCGACUCUCUGCCCGAAUCCAUCAAGCCAGAUCUCCAAAGCCCGACUUCGCGAGAUCUUCAAGACACUCAACUACGUACAAGAUAUCAUGCGGCAAAACAUAUCAUUUCUCGUCCAUGUCUUGUCUUCGCGGCAGUUUCUCGUAAAGAUCAUUUAUCGGAAUAUGUCAAGGCAAAUUGCGAGACCUGUGUAGACAGUUGUCGAAAGCUGCUACACGCAUCAGUCCCACUUCUUGGGCGAAGAACACAUUCAACUUGGCUGAGACUACAGGCCCUUCUGGCUGCUGUCUUCGUGGUUUCAAUGGCAAAAACAACACCAUCACUCACCUCACUCGUGCCGGAUUUUGACGAGCUAAUUGGCAUGGUUAUAGAAAUGACAGAGCCCUGGGCACGUCAUCAUGAAGCUGCAGACGCUACAUUGAGCAUUUUUAAGACCAUUCGGCAGAAGCUGCGGCUCUCUGUGGCAACUUUAUUAUAA
This is a messenger RNA of Penicillium waksmanii, 1725 nucleotides long. Its product is annotated as fungal specific transcription factor domain-containing protein. Bases 1 to 1725 code for a protein of 574 amino acids. The record is from RefSeq and is a predicted model, not a curated record. The transcript has 4 exons. Gene Ontology annotation, molecular function: zinc ion binding; DNA binding. Gene Ontology annotation, biological process: DNA-templated transcription. Lineage: Eukaryota; Fungi; Ascomycota; Eurotiomycetes; Eurotiales; Aspergillaceae.